CACGUGGAUAGCGGUAGCAAUUACGUUUAAAAAAGUGACAGGCAAUCGAAAGUUGAAAAAUGUCUCCGUUGGUGCGUUUCAAAUGUUGUCUCGUGUUUUUCUUGUGUUGUUUCGCAGAUUACUGGACGAUUGUGUCGUCUGGUUUCUACGCGGACAAUGGUAUUGACCAGACCAUCAUAUAUAGAACUUUGCCAAAGUCUGACAGGCGGGAGAUGCAACAGGAAAUACUCAACUUGCUCGGUUUACAUCACCGACCAAAGCCAAAGAUGCACGAAAGGAAAUACUCAGCUCCCAAGUAUUUGCUGGACUUGUACAACUCUUUCAAGGACGAGGAUGACGGCGAGAUAACCUUAGACCCAUCGAAAUCACACAACGAAUUUGUUACAAACAAUCAAAGCGUACGAAUGAUCAACGACUCUGACGUUAUUAUGAGCUUUGUCAAUCACGUCCACCAUCCAGCACCUCAUUUGCGUCAUGACCACAACAGGAGGUUCUGGUUUGAUGUUCAAGAUGUCUCCCCAGAGGAGAAUACCAUCAAGGCAGAACUCAACGUGUAUAGAGAUUUACGGCGAGGACAUCUGCCAUCCAAUGGCACUUAUCACCUUCGGAUAGACAUGCUCCGGCACGGAGCUAAGGUCGAGGAUAUCAUCUUGCAGUCAGUGGACCAAGUAACAGUGACGGAGAAGAACAAUGGCUGGCUUACGUUCAACGUGACCUAUCCUUUCUUGACAUGGAUUGCUUUUCCCAACGAGAACAUGGGUCUCCUGAUUCAUAUUUCUUCAGACUCUGUUGAACGAGAGAUCCAACCUCACGAGAUUGGUCUGAUGGGCUCUGGUGACCCUGCGGACCAACAGCCCUUCAUGGUGGCCUUCCUGAAGGGCUCUGCCAAGGCUCCCAGUCGUAAGACCCGGUCCACUCGGAGACGUCACACUGCAGACACAAGUUACAACGACCAAGAGGCACGCAACCCAUAUACGGAUUUUAAACCGACUCACAGGAAAAACAGCUGUCAGAAGAGGGAUCUUUAUGUCAGCUUUCAGGAUCUUGGCUGGCAGGACUGGAUCAUUGCACCGGACGGAUAUGCUGCUUACUACUGCCACGGUGAAUGCUCCUUUCCCCUCAACAUGAACGCCACCAACCACGCCAUCGUGCAGACACUGGUUCACUUGGUGGACCCUUCGCAGGCACCGAAGCCCUGCUGUGCUCCAAUACGGCUGUCUGCCAUCAUGGUGCUCUACUUCGACGACUCUUCGAAUGUCAUCCUCAAGAGAUACAAGAACAUGGUUGUAAAAUCCUGUGGGUGCCACUAAGCGUCGGUUCCCCAAAAAUAUGUAUGUCCACGGGGCGCUAUAAGGGAGGGAUACCGCCUUAAUCACCGGACUACAUCCUUCUGUUAGUUCUAGCUGGAAUGCCAUAUGGUUGGAUGCAAGGAUUUGAUAAACUGCUUAGUCAAGGGCUGAGAAUUAAUGGUAUAUUUUUGACUUGCUGUCAGUUGAAUGUUGUAGAAACUUGACUGACGUAUUGCUUGUCGGCAUUUUCGAGAUUCGAGCAUCUUUUGUGAGUCGCAUCUACACCACUUGAAAGUGCCUCUUGUACAGUAUUACAUUGUGGAAUUUUCUAGCCUUGUAGAUCUGACCUGUCUGUUCUCAUUUACGUAUUCAUUUUGAAUCACAUUUUACUUUUUUUUACCCACAAGUAUUUUUGCCGUGUGGUUUGGCCGCAUUGAAGUUAAGGAGCUAUAUAGCUUUUAUUCUCUUUUACUUGAAAGGCUUGCAGCUGUGUCCGUGAAAUGCGGAAAUGCGUAUUAAGCGUGGAACAUCAUCACAUAUUAAGCACGUCAUGACCUACUGCAAGAUGACCAUAACUUGAACAACAACGUAUUGUUCUCUCUGUAAUGAUUGUGUUCACAAAAAACUUUUUUUUUUAUAUCUGGAGUGGUGCUGCUUUGCUGCAUUUAUCUGCUGAUUAACAAAGUAUUUUAUUGUGCACAUUAUUGCGCAGGCGUUACUACUUACUCUCUCUGUGUAACGUGCAUCCCAUUCCUGGCUUUGUCGUAUCCUGUUGUACUUCUGUGUUUUGCCAAAUCUGAAUCUCUUGAUAAGCAUGCGCCUUUACCAACAAAAAUGCUUUGAAACGAGUAUAUGGAACAGUCAUUCAGCACAUCAUCAUCAUCCCCAUUCGAAUGUCAUAUUUUCGUCCGAUUAUCCGAGUAACUUUCUUUCGAAAGGACAGUUGCUUUGUUACCUUUUAAAAUCAGUGUAGAGAGUGUCUGAACUAAGUAUGGACAGAAUUUCAUGGAAUAAGGAAAACCCCCAUUAUUUAUCUUUUGUCUGUUACAAAAAAUGGCGAUAUAUUCUAGGUCAAAUGGGCCACAGUAUACAGUGAACCCUGGAUAUGACCAAUGCCGUUCCUGUGGAUUUUGGUCAUAAAGCAAAUUGUCAUACAAACAAGAAACGCACCCUCCGGAACAGACCACUACGCAGAACAAAGGCCUAUGUAGUUACGAUUAUUUAUUUUCUGAAAAAAUCCGUUACCACUGUUUACUUGGAGCAAUUAUCAGUAAUCACGUUUUCUGAAUUGACAGUAGUGCCACCAAUUGUGCACCCGUUACAAAUAUCCUUGCAUUGCUCAAAGAAUAAUACUGCAACCUUUACUGUUUGUGUCAGCAGCACUGUGUGACCCGGUCCUGUAGUCACUGCCUUUGUAUGCACUUCAGCGCUUUGGCGAUUUCGAAAAGUGCUACGCGUAUUCCUGAGGCCAACAACAUCAGGACUUAUCCCAAACCUUGUCAGCCUACUUUAACAUGUGUCGCCCUCUGCCCGAGGUAUGUGGUAGCCUCUCCUUGGGGCUAGUCUGAGGGUCAAGGGCCGUCGUCAUAAUAAUGAGAGGAUAAUAUGUGCGUUUGACCCUACUCGUGACACCAAUCUCGGUCAUUGUCGGAUAAGCAAAUUGUCGUACUAGAGAGGUGGAUUUACAUGGCGGCAAAACGGUUCCCAAGAAAAACGGUCAUAAAGCGAACAUGUCGGAUUAGCAGGGUCAUACCAACAUGGGUUCACUGUAAUCCCACUUGGAACCUUUUCUUCAUCUCCUUUUUUUUUGUUGUUGUUGUAAUUCUUCUAUCCCACUCUCUUCCUUGCAUAUUAACUGAGAGGGAGAACAAGAGCUGCUGACUUUUCUCCCUCGCAUUUGGUGUUAAUGGCAAAAGCUUGUUUCUGGCAGAGUGCCAACGGUGACUCGCCAUGUCUUUUCCAAAGACAGCAAUGGCAUCAGCGCACGAAAAGAAGCUGACGUUGUUACUGAUGCCAAACUUGUAUCGCUUCAUGAUUAAAAAGUUCAUUACUCAAAACUAAUUAGGUCAAUGUCCCAGGAGGUUGCUAGCAUGGCCAUAAAGUGGCUCAUUUGUCUUAGACUACAUUGCCAUUUGUUCUAAUUGAAAGACAGAAAAAAAGCAUUUCCCUGUUCUAUAAAAUUCUAUCCAUAGUUAGCACACACACCCUGUACAUAAAUCAAUAUAUAGGACACCCAACUUCAACAGAGCACUUAUGAAUUACGCUGUUUCUUACUGGCAAAACUUCGGAUUAAAAUUAUAUCCAUAUAUUUUACGGCAACCUUAUCUAAUGCUCACAGCAGCUGUGGAUUGUAUAGUUAGUCUUACGAGCCAUAUUUUUGUGCACACACCAAAUGUCACAUACAUAUUGCUACGUGUCACGUGUGUCUUCCUAUAUAUUUGUGCCAAUGUGCAUAGUUCACUAAAUGUGGUUACACACGAGUCAUACGAGAUGUGUUCCAGCAGGGUAAAAAUGUGCCGCCUUAUAGCAUCACGUCCUGUUUUGAGGUGUAUGGUCACAUACGGACGUGCCAAAUAUUUUGUGCCUUGUAAAAACUUGCUUGUGGAUGUUUUUGCCCAAAAUUGUUGACAGCUAGAGGUCAAGUGUAGUUCUAAAUGAUAGCUACUGUCACUUUAGUCUGGCACCUUGUGAAUUCAAAAGUAACAAAGUAAUAACGUGCAAGCAUUUACACGCCAAAUUAUGCUAAAAUAUGCCUAUAGAAAGUGGCUUAUACAAAGCAUAUAGAGAUUGGAGAAAUGUCGCACAUUUAAAGUGUUCCGCAUUAAAUUCUGCAACAUAUUUGUGAAUAUUUUCUUUACACAUUGCAGUUUAUUUAGCAUUUUUGCGAAGGCUAAAGCAUGUGUCCCUGCUUAGUAGCCAUAUUUGACACACCAUAUAACGUAAAGAAUUUUUCUUCCUUGUGAUAUCAUAAAAUCUCGUCUAGUGACUUUCAGAUACUGCUUUCACUGGUGCCUAUUUGUGUGGCUGAAAAGCUGUUGGUCAGAAUUCAGUUAAAUAUUUUUACAGGGCAAGGGAGAUGUCCCAGAGUGUAUUAUCAUUUGCCAGUAUUGUGAACUGUUACUCGAGGAUAUCAUGUCUUUCUUUUGAUGAUGUGUACCUUAAAGUAGUUCGUGGUAGUACUGUAUAAGAUUGUUGACGCUACACUGCUUUAAAGUGGGACCCUGCAACAGUAUCACAACAAAGGUUGUGGUAUAUCCGUAAUCUUUGGGAUGUCAGGAACAUGUGUACGAAAUAUCUCGGCUCACAACUGCGCAGAUUUUACUCAAACAAAUUAUUAUGAAACGAGCGCUUUGCCUCUGUGAAGCGAGAGGGCGCUGAAAGCAACACUGCUGACAUCAUCCGGCAUGCGGCAAGGGAGAAAGAAUGCAGGCCUGGAAGCAGACGACAAUGCUAGGUGACGUCACGGAAUCCUCCUCCGGACGAACCGCCGUAGUAUAGAGCUCUGUUUUCUGCUCUUCGCAUUUCGGUUUCAGUUUGCUAUUGUCAUCAUUUACGAAUUAAUUACUCGCGCAAAACGAACACGAACGUUGUAUUCGGUAUCAAGGGGGUGGUUCGUGUUCGGUAUGAUGCUCACCAAAUUUUUUUCGAAUCCUUGCGAAGUCUCCCUUUAAAGGGUGGUCCUACUUCAACAUUUCUAGGUGCCUUCAUGUUCCAUGGGGCCAAUAUUAAAGGGGUCAUGAAGCUGUCCCUUCUUUUUAAGGAUGUGUGUUUUUAUAAAAUGUUCAACAUUAUAUUGUUGUUGCUGCAUGUUAGUGAAUUGUUACUGUUAUUUGACACACAGUCAUGCUGUUGAGGCUUUUGCUAUCCAGUGUUUUUGGUAUGUCACUGUAUGACAUUGACAAAGAAACGAAAUAAAUAUUUUGUACUUCUGUA
Molecule: messenger RNA, 5222 nt
Organism: Ornithodoros turicata
Lineage: Eukaryota; Metazoa; Arthropoda; Arachnida; Ixodida; Argasidae
Gene: gbb
Product: bone morphogenetic protein 7-like
Exons: 6
Coding region: 60-1310 (416 amino acids)
Cellular component (GO): extracellular region
Molecular function (GO): cytokine activity; growth factor activity
Source: RefSeq, a predicted model, not a curated record